CUUUGUCACAGGCAGCGGGGCCGACAUGUGCCUAUGACCAUGGAGAUGAAGGACUCGGGCAGCGUGGUCCUGACAGCUUACCAUCCGCACAACCCGGCCAGGAUACCGAGCAUGGAGCAGAGCUUUGUGCAGGACAUCCCCCCCAGCCAUUCACCCCCCAGCAGAAAGUCUCUCCCUCGUUGUCGAAGAAUUAACAGGAUGCUUUCCAAUGAGUCGGCACCUUCUCCUGCAUUCAGUCGCUCCAACUCACAGGCCUCCAUGGACAGUACCUCCAUGGAGGACUUCUGGUGCGAAGUGGAGAGCAUCAAGGAGAGCAGUGAAGAUGGAUCUGAAGAAGCAACGCUCUUGGAGUUCAAACCUGCUGAUGAAGGGGAGCUGGAGGCAGAAUGGCUGCAAGACGUAGGUUUAUCUACAUUGAUCUCGGGAGCUGAAGAGGAGGAUGGCCAAGCCCUGCUGUCCACUCUGACACGAACUCAAGCUGCCGCCGUACAGAAGAGGUACAACACCUACACUCAGACCCUGAGGAAGAAGAACAAGCACACAGUCCGGGAUGUGCGAGACAUCUUUGGCACCAAUGACUCUUCUCCCACAUUUGAGACAGUUCCAGUGUCACCAGUUCCUUCUAAUGGUAUCCAGCUUCCUGGGCAGAAGCCAGUUUGGAAAUCAGUUAGCUCUAAUAGCUGUCUAGACUGCGGACUAGAUAAAGGCAGACCAUCCAUAACAGAAGAGCUCUCCUAUGAGGUCUCUUUCUCAGAAUCCAUUAUGGUCCAUCCAAAAACCCAAGAACAGCCGAAAAACCAGAGGUUCAAAAAAGAAGACUCUGCUUUGCCUAAAUUCAUUGUUCGGAAAAGCCGGUUUGGACUGACAGAGGUUGGAGACCUCUCUCCUGAAGACAUGAAGAAGAUCCGCUACCUCUCCCUGAUUGAGCUAACAGCCUUCUAUGAUGCAUUGGGGGUGGAGCUGAAGAGGAACCGCGCAGAGAGGGUGCGGGGACGAGAAAAUGGUCUGUUUGGAGUCCCUCUUACCGUAUUGCUGGAGAAUGAUCAAAAGAAGGUUCCUGGAAUAAAAGUUCCCCUCAUCUUCCAAAAAUUGCUGCUCAAGCUUGAGGAAACAGGUUUGGAAACAGAAGGAAUUCUACGAGUGCCUGGAUCUGCCUCCAGAGUCAAGAAUCUCCAUCAAGAACUCGAGGCAAAAUUUUAUGAAGACACUUUUGACUGGGACCAAGUACGAAAUAAUGAUGCAGCAGGACUGCUGAAAAUGUUUAUAAGAGAACUCCCAAGCCCACUCUUCACAGUAGAAUAUCUGCCUGCUUUCAUCAUGCUUGUGGAAAAAAUCUCCAAGAUCAAGUUACAGCUACAAGCAUUGCAUCUGUUGAUCAUGCUGCUGCCUGAAGCCAACAGAGACACAGCCAAGGCCUUUCUUCAGUUCCUGAAGAAGGUGGUUGCUAAUGAAGGGAAAAACAAAAUGAAUUUGUGGAAUGUUUCUAUGAUUGUUGCACCAAACCUCUUCAUCUACAAAGGGAAACGUGCAAACCAACAAGAAAUGCAAGCAGCCGCCACCACAGCACACAUUGUGCGGCUUUUAAUUCGGUACCAGGACAUCCUGUGGACAGUGCCAUCCUUCCUGAUUUCCCAAGUGAGAAAAAUGAAUGAGGCAGCAAUGAACAACAGCAAGAGGCAGCUGAUGUUUGACAAAGGAGUGAGAAAACUUCUGAGGAGAAAGACGAUGGAACGGGAGAGACCUGAAAGACCAGAGGGAGCUGUCACUUUUCCCCCAUACCUGCAGUCUGACAUACCCGAGGGGGUGAUAAGAGUUUAUGCUCCGCUGCAUUCAAAAGUCUCUAUGGCAAUUCAACUCAACAGCCAAACAAAAGCCAAAGACAUCCUGGCUCGAUUCCACUGUGAAAACAGCCGUGGUUCAUCACAGAACAUGAGAGGCCAGAUCCAAAGUUUACAUGAAAUUGGAGGAAAUAUAGGCCAGCACUGUUUGGAUCCGGAUGCGUACAUGUUAGAUGUUUACCGCGCAAAUCCUCAGGCAGAAUGGGUGAUAAAACCAAAAGCAAGCUGA
Molecule: messenger RNA, 2067 nt
Organism: Nipponia nippon (crested ibis)
Lineage: Eukaryota; Metazoa; Chordata; Aves; Pelecaniformes; Threskiornithidae
Gene: ARHGAP28
Product: Rho GTPase activating protein 28
Biological process (GO): regulation of actin filament polymerization; signal transduction; negative regulation of stress fiber assembly
Cellular component (GO): cytoplasm
Molecular function (GO): GTPase activator activity
Source: RefSeq, a predicted model, not a curated record